AGGCCUGGUUUCCAGCUGGGCCAAGUUGCACACGCCACGUUCUCCUUUCCGUGGGCUUUGCAGAGCCAGGUCCUCGCUCGAGUCUGUGACUCAACCUGGCCUGGGCGCCUGGGACAUGAGGAGGUGGGGCAGGCAGGGUGUGAUAUAAGUGUCGGUGAUCUGUCAGCUCCACACUGUGUCCUCAGCGGUGUGUGCUGAGCGCGGCCGCUGGUGGCCUCCUCGGUGGUAGAGAUGAUGAUGGUGGUCUUCCUGGCCCUCCUGGGGGCCUCCUGCCUGCUCUUCCUGGGCGUUGGGCUGUGGAUGACCUGCAGAACCUUCUUCACCGUGGACAUCCCCGUGGGCAUCAGUCACCCCAAGAAGCUGUGGCUCUUGUACUUCCUGUUCCAGAUGCUGGUGGCAUUGGGGAUGAUUCUUGAGAAACUGAGGAUCUGUUCGAUGCCCCAGUUCAUCCACUUCAUGCACGACCUGUCCCCGUACAGCAAGGAUCCAGAUGUGGUGGUCACCGACCUCCGCUACGGGAGCGUCCCGGUGAAGCUGUACCAGCCCAGGAGGGCCGCCAGCAGCCUCCGGCCCGGCAUCGUGCUCAUACACGGCGGCGGGGUGGUCCUCGGGAGCUUCAAAAUGUACCACAAAAUAUGCUGUUGUUUGAGCAAGGAGAGCGACUCGGUGGUUUUAAUGAUCGGAUACCGCCUGGCGCCCAAGCACAGGUUCCCGUCGGCCAUGAACGACUGCCUAGUGGCCACCGCCCACUUCCUGAAGUCCCUAGAUAUGUAUGGGGUGGAUCCAGCCCGGGUCGUGCUCUGCGGUGACAGCGGGGGAGGGGGAGCGGCCGUGACAAUUUGUCAAAAAUUCAUGGCUCGGCCAGAUCUGCCCAAGAUCCGGGCUCAGAUUCUGGUCUAUGCCACUCUCCAAGUCGUGGAUUACCAACUGCCUUCCUUCCAGCAGAACAAGAAUGUCCCGAUGCUCUCUCUGGACUUUGCCAUACACUGUAUGCAUUAUUACCUGGACAUAAGCCUCCAGUGGAAGAGCGCCAUCCUAAAGGGCGCCCAUAUGCCUGCCCAAGUCUGGGAAAAGUACGGAAGGUGGUUGAGCCUGGAAAACAUACCAGAAAGGUUUAAGCAGAGGAGCUACCCCCCGGUGACCCGUGCGCCCUUGAAUGAGGAUGCUUACAUGGAGACAGACAUCCUUCUGGAUUUGCUGAACUCGCCCCUGCUUGCAGAAGACCAAGUUGUGUCUCAGCUUCCGGAAGCCUGCAUCGUGAGCUGCGAGUAUGACCUUCUCCGGGACAAUUCUCUGCUGUACAAGAAGAGACUGGAGGACCUGGGCGUCCCGGUGACCUGGCACCACAUGGAGGAUGGUUUCCAUGGGGCGCUGAACACCUUCGGCAUGGGAUUCUUUCAAUUCCCCUGCGCCACGAGGAUUCUGAGGGUCAUGGUCCAGUUUGUGAAGGGGCUGUGAGAGUGUAGGUCCCGCCAUCAUCCAGUUCCUUAUGGGUCUCUCUUGCUGAUGAAGGAGAUGCUGAGUGGGGCCAGGGAAACUAUUGAGAUUGCCAUCUUCUUCUUUAAAAA
Molecule: messenger RNA, 1568 nt
Organism: Pipistrellus kuhlii (Kuhl's pipistrelle)
Lineage: Eukaryota; Metazoa; Chordata; Mammalia; Chiroptera; Vespertilionidae
Gene: AADACL3
Product: arylacetamide deacetylase like 3
Exons: 4
Coding region: 232-1458 (408 amino acids)
Cellular component (GO): membrane
Molecular function (GO): carboxylic ester hydrolase activity
Source: RefSeq, a predicted model, not a curated record